This is a messenger RNA of Vollenhovia emeryi, 2142 nucleotides long. Its product is annotated as galectin-8-like. NCBI's taxonomy places the organism in Eukaryota, Metazoa, Arthropoda, Insecta, Hymenoptera, Formicidae. Bases 455 to 1462 code for a protein of 335 amino acids. Gene Ontology annotation, molecular function: galactoside binding; carbohydrate binding. The transcript has 7 exons. The record is from RefSeq and is a predicted model, not a curated record.
GCUCCGUGGCUCGACUGAGUAGUGGUGGAAACAGAAGAGAAUAGACGGAGCAGACCAACCUCCUGACCAAGUGUUGCGCCAUGCGUAAAGACGGAGAGAAGUCGCCGUCAACGGCGUCAACAGUCAGUCGUGCUCUGCAUCAGUAAUGACGUUUGGGAACGUCUACCACAUGCGAUAGCGGUGUUGGGGACAGAGCGGAGUUGGCUCUUGUACCGCACACAAGCUACGUGCUACAUGUAUGCGCAUGUAUGCAGCACGUGACAUGUAUGAGAUACGGGAGCCAUUCCCACUCUAUCCCCAAUACAGCUGUUGCGAUGUAGCAGACAUUUCCAAACAGUAUCACUGCUCCGCACUUGGAGCGAUGCGGUACGUCUGAAACGCUCGAGAGAGAAUCGCAGUUCGUAUCUGCUACGGUCACUUGUUAUCGAGUCGUGGGAGUUGCAUACCAAGCAGCAUGUCAUCUGACACUGCUACUCUAGCGAGACAGGAGGCGUUCAAGGACUUCUCUUAUUUCGACGAGAAAACCGUGCCAGUGAAUAUCCAUAAACCGAUUCCGUUGCAACCACUAAAAGUAACAUCCGCCAUUAUUUUCACCGGAUACAUUUCUGCAAAUGCAUCAAGAUUUUCGGUGAAUUUAAUAUGCAAGACGGCUGGAAACAUUGCUCUGCAUUUCAAUCCACGACUAGACAGAGGGUAUAUUGUUAGAAACACGAGAGUGCGCGGAUCCUGGGACGACGAGGAGACUUGUUCGCCCGCAAACCCAAGUGGUUGUAUUUUCCGUCGAAACACCUAUGUACAUCUUAUGAUCUUUUGUACAAAUAAUGCAUUUCAGAUCGCGGUGAAUGGGGAGCACUUUUGUGACUUCUAUUACCGAUUGCCCCUCGAAGAUAUAACAGCUCUUGAAGUUAACGGGACCAUUGAAGAUAUUAGGAUUCGUCAACUUAAUCUGUCAGUAUAUCCGGAUCCCAAUAUCUGCCGGCCAUCGCGGACAUUGGUCUUGACAACCGAAGAACCACUUGUGGAUUUUUUAGACGUUCCAGUCACUGUAGAUAUUGGUAGUGAAUUUCGCAAUGGGGCUCGUUUAUUCAUUGCCGGAAGGUUGAAGCUACUGCCACACUCAUUUUAUGUAAAUCUACAGAAGGGUAAAGCUAUUUAUCCUCAUCCCGUUAUACCACUACAUUUAAAUCCACGUUUUCUAUAUGGCAGUAGCGCACCAUACGUCGUCAUGAAUUGUUGGAACAAUGGCACGUGGGGACAUGAGGAACGACAUGAAGGCCACUUAUCCUGGAUGCCCGGUCGAGACUUUUUGCUUACUAUUCGCUGCGAAUACGCGGGAUAUACGAUAUGGCUGGAUAACAAGAUGAUCGGCGAAUUUAAACAUAGAUUGCAAUCAUUAAUGGCGGACACUCUACGAAUCUCUGGUGAUAUUGUGCUUUAUCAACUUAGUAUGAGUUACGCUUAAGAAACUGAUCAAUUACAAAUAAUAUGAUAAUUAAGGAGAGCAAAUGUUUGAAUAUAGAAGUUGCUGAGAUUUUACGUUAAGUUGCUUGACAAAUAUGUACGUACAACGUUAAUGUAUGUGAUAACAUUCUCAACACAAUGCUAAACUCUAAUUCUAAGAGAUUUACCCUUUCAUUUUCAUGAAAAUGAGUCACGUGAGUGUUCCUGAAUAAAUAUUUCUAAAUUCCUGGCACAAGUAAAAAUUAAUCAAGAUUACAUUAAAAUUACGAUAGUCAUUAUUUGAAAGAAAUUACACAUAGAUACUUGAUCCCUUAGCUGGUACUGUGGGGUAUUAAACGCCCCAGCCUAGUUCAGCACCAAUUUAAGUCCCCUUAUAGUACACAAAUGGUACUUGUGGUGCCAUUUCUUGUUAGAAAGAACCCUCUUCCUUCUGGAGUACAGAGCGUAAUCCUAAAAGUGUUACUGUAGCUGUGACAGUUGAGUGAAACGGACCGGGGUCAUCAGGGACCCCAGUGUGCCAGCUAUAACUAUUCGAAGAUUUUUUUCUGAACUUUUUUCAUUGAUUUUCGUCAUCAGUGUGUAAAAAUGGUAAGAUCAUCAUGUUGACGAUUUGCGAUAAUCAUCGUCUUUUCUUUUUUAACGAUUGCGCUGACUCGUAGAUCAAUAAAAUCAUUUUACAUA